Messenger RNA from Paracoccidioides lutzii Pb01, 579 nucleotides. RefSeq lists its product as hypothetical. The transcript has a single exon. The record is from RefSeq and is a predicted model, not a curated record. The coding region runs from base 1 to 579 and encodes 192 amino acids.
AUGUAUGUAUUGGGGGAGGAGGAGAGGAGGAGCGGUGCAACGUUGCAAGAGUGCAAGAGUGCAAGAGUGCAAGGGUACAAGAGUGCAAGAGUACAAGAGUACAAGAGUACAAGAGUGCAAAAGUACAAGAGUGCAAGAGUGCAAGAGUGCAAGAGUACAAGGUUGUUGAGUGGAGUGGGGAGUGGGGAAAGGGCGAACUUGAAGAAGAAAGACACCGCCAACAACAAACCUUGGAAGGCUGGUUCAGGUUCCGUCGAGGAAAGGGCCCGGGGAAUAACAGAAAGGUCGCGCCCCCGAAAAUGGAUUUCGCUAGUGAGAGACCAACUCAUAGACUUUGCUGGGGAACCACGGUUCGCAGGGGAGCUUCUACCUAGGCCCAAAUGGGCCUGUUGCAGCGGCUUGGUUGGCGCGGUGCUCACUGGGCGCCCACGGCGGGGGAAAAGCAAGUACCGCCCCUCCGUUAGCAGGGAAGAAACGCUUUGUGUUCUGAUAACUAUAUCAUCACCCAGGUACUCUGUAUACUCCAAAGCAGUUUGCAGGUAUCGUGCGGUAAUGUGUGGUAAUGCGGUAAUGCGGUAA